This is a messenger RNA of Vitis vinifera (wine grape), 643 nucleotides long. RefSeq lists its product as uncharacterized. The transcript is spliced from 3 exons. Lineage: Eukaryota; Viridiplantae; Streptophyta; Magnoliopsida; Vitales; Vitaceae. Bases 100 to 426 code for a protein of 108 amino acids. The record is from RefSeq and is a predicted model, not a curated record.
GUUUUAGAAAUUGUGAUGUUAAAAAGGGUAAAAGAUGAAGGCACAAGUCCGAAGUACUUAAACGCUGCCGUUUUACUCUAUUUAUUACCCUUUUAGCUGAUGUAUCGGCCCAUUUCUCGUUUGAGGUCACAGGAAGAGAUCGGUUCUGUUGCUUGGCACGUCGGCGGUGACUUAGGUUUAGACAUGGCAACCAAGUACAUAAUAUCUGCUGUAUUGGGAUCAUUUGCUGUUGCAUAUGCAUGUGACUUCCUGACUUCUGACAAGAAGAUAUUUGGAGGCACUACUCCAAAAACCGUUGCAAACAAGGAAUGGUGGGAGGAGACUGACAAGAAGUUCCAAGCAUGGCCCCGAACAGCAGGUCCCCCAGUGGUCAUGAACCCCAUCAGUCGUCAGAAUUUUAUUGUCAAGUCCCAGUCUGAAUCUUGAAUAUCCAUUUUGUGCCAGUGCUUUGUCAAUUGGUGUCCCUCAAUCUGUCUUUUACUCUGUUUAUGUAGUACUUCUUUGAUACCAUGGGUGAUGGCCGAAGAGUGACCCUAAGUUUCAUGUCAUAAUAUGGCCUCUGUGCCCUUUGAUUUGCACACAGUUUGUGGGAGAGUGACAAUGAUAUCAUAAUGGCCUUGAUGCCCUUUUAUUUGCUCUUUUA